Meloidogyne enterolobii is the source of this 1432-nucleotide messenger RNA. Lineage: Eukaryota; Metazoa; Nematoda; Chromadorea; Rhabditida; Meloidogynidae. The record is from the annotation of a GenBank genome assembly.
UUGGCAAAUGUAUCCCUCCCAUUCAUUUCAAAACUCCGAAUCUAACUACAGUAUCUGUAAUAUUUCAACAUCUCAUCCACCCGGAUUUAGUCAUCCCUUCUUUGAGGAUAAUUAUGUUAGCUUGGAGGAUUUAGAAAAUCAGAUUGAUAAGAAAACCCUCUUAUAUUUUUCUAAUACUUCAUACAACAUUAAUAAUGAGUUAAUGAUUGAUAGCAACACAAGUUUGGAAAACAAUAAUGAAAAGAAUUAUGAACCUAUCAAGAAGGAAAGGCCAACUGAUUGUGUUGUUUGUGCCAGACCAGCCAAAUGUUGCUAUUUUGAUGUUCCAAGUUGUUUAGGUUGCCGUUCAUUCUUUCGCCGAUCCGUUCUGAAACAACACUCGUACAGUUGCAAAAACAAUGGAAAUUGCCAAAUUGGAAAAGGAGAGCUUUGCCGUUCAUGUCGUUUUGACCGUUGUAUUCUUGGUGGAAUGGACUUUCGAACCAUACAAAAAUUUCCAGACGGAUUUAGUGUAGAUAAAGUUUCUGCAUUAUUAACUGAGAAAAAGCGUCAACUUUCUGAAAAAGCUUCAGUAAAAGUUUUUUCUGGUCUAGAAAGAUCUGAAGUUGAAGUAUUACAACUCUUGAUGUACUUUGACAAUAAUUUUUUGCAUAUUCGUUACUCCGAGACAGAUAUUCAUACAUCAAUCUAUUUUGAUAAAAGUAUGUCUGAUUUAAUAAAUAAUGAUGGAGGAGGAUUAACUUAUUCCAUUUUGGCAAGAUCUGAUCAGUUUUCGAAGCAUAGGAGAGUGGCUAAUAAUUAUAACUUCUACCAACAACGAUUGAGUGAAGGUGAUUAUAGUAUCUUAUCUCCAAAUUGGCUUUACAUUGACUCAUUUUUAAUUAUUGAAAUGACAAAAACGAUGCCAGUAUUACAGCAACUCUCAUUUGAAGACAAAAUUCGACUUUAUUCUCGAAAUGGAAUGGCAACAGUUGUUUUUAGUGCUUUAUUUUACAGUAAAAACCUUCAAGGAAGCGAUAUCUUUAUAUUUCCUAAUGGAUUUAGUCCUUUACUGAUAGCUUCGGAUGAAAAACUUUUUUAUUUUCUAUUCUACAAGCACAUGAUCAAAAUGAAAGAAAUUAAUCUGAGCCGAGAAGAAUUUUUGAUUCUUAGGACUUUAAUUUUUCUUCACACGGCUACAUCAGAAUUGUCAAGGAGCGGAUAUGAAAUAGUACAAACCGAAAUUGAAAAGCUUUCCAGAGCUUUAAUGUUCUACGAACGUAGCAAAUGGGGUGAUACUGGCGGGGCAAUGAGAUUUACUAAUUUAAUGUUGACCUUAAGUGCAGCAUUUCAAAUGAGCAAGGCUCAUCAAAAAUUUCUCAUGCGUGUUGUGGAGUGUGAUACGAUACCGAACUUUAUGAAUAACAUAAUUUUUGGAAAUUGCAAUUACUGA